AUGGCGCCGACUUACAAGUUGACGUACUUCGACGUGAUGGCUCUUGGAGAGCCCAUCCGCUAUAUGCUUGCCUAUGGAAACAUCAAUUUCGAAGAUAAGAGGAUUCCACGGGAGUCGUGGCCGAAACUUAAACCCAAAACGCCUUAUGGCAAGAUGCCUGUUUUGGAAAUUGGAGAGAAGAAAGCUCACCAAUCAAUAUCAAUUUGUCGUUACCUCAGUAAGAAAGUAGGCCUUGGUGGUAUAGACGACUGGCAAAACCUUAAAAUAGAUUCUACAGUUGAUACAGUAGUUGACAUCCGUAUAGCGAUAUUCAAUCUCGUAUUUGCGCCGGAGUCAGAGAAAGAAAAAAUGAGGGAGACAUUUGACAAGGAAACACUGCCCUUCUAUUUGAAUCGUCUUGAUGAACAAGUGAAGGAAAAUGGCGGGUUCUUUGUCGACAAGAAGCUUACUUGGGCUGACCUGCAUUUUGCUGCUACCAUUGACUCCGCAAAGGAGUUCUUGAAAACAAAUCCAGUUGAAGAUUAUCCCCAUCUAAAAGCACUCGUGGACAAAGUGUGGAACCUUCCUAGGAUUAAGUCGUGGCGUGCAAACCGCCCUGUCAGUUCUAUUUAAAUGUAAUUUUAAAAAAUAGUUUUUGUUAGAUCAUACUCUCAUUUUUG
Molecule: messenger RNA, 659 nt
Organism: Gryllus bimaculatus (two-spotted cricket)
Lineage: Eukaryota; Metazoa; Arthropoda; Insecta; Orthoptera; Gryllidae
Source: the annotation of a GenBank genome assembly